Brassica oleracea var. oleracea is the source of this 1775-nucleotide messenger RNA. RefSeq lists its product as uncharacterized. The coding region runs from base 92 to 1690 and encodes 532 amino acids. NCBI's taxonomy places the organism in Eukaryota, Viridiplantae, Streptophyta, Magnoliopsida, Brassicales, Brassicaceae. The record is from RefSeq and is a predicted model, not a curated record. The transcript is spliced from 15 exons.
GUAAUGAAAAGCGUUGACCUCUUGAUGACUUCUUUUUCCCUGAGCUAAACCAAGUUUUCUCGUGAAAAAGUUUCAGGAAUCUUCCAAAGAUAUGGAAGAACCACGUCAACCAGAAUCUCUAUCCAGCUGCCGUAACGUUUCAGACGUCGCAUACUAUGUGAGGAACAAGGUCGAACUCUGUAUUCAAAACUACAUGAGCUUGGAAGUUACCUCCAAGUAUCUUGAGAAGACUUACCAGAUUAGUAAAAGUGUCACCCACAUUGUUUGGGAGCAGCUUCGAGAAGAGAAUCCAGUUUUCUUCAUUAACUUCGAGUUUAGAUGCCAAACGGCUCUUCAGAUGAGGUUGUUCAAUGAUAUGCUGACUAAGCAAGCUGUUCGGAUGUUCAAGGAUGGGCUUAUUGAUAUUUGUGAUGCUUCACCUUCUGUUAAGGCUUUUCUUCGUCGACAACACCCUGAAAGAGUUGAUCUUAUGGAGACAUCAGCUUCCAAGAGGAAGCUGAGUUCUGCAAGCUUAGCAAUGCCUAAUGCAAAUGGUCCAUCAGUUGCACAGUCUCAGAAUCCUUAUGACCAGCACAAUCAAGUCCUUAAUCCUGCAAGCUUUGCAAUGCCUAUUCCAAGUGGUCCAUCAGCUGCUCAGUGGCAGAUUCCUAAUGAGCAGCUAUAUGAACACCUUUAUGCUUCAAGGUUACCACUGUCUGAUGCAAAUGGUCCAUCAGUGACACAGUUGCCUAUUCCUUAUGAGCAGCAAGAUCAGCACCUUUAUUCUACAAGUUUACCAUUACCUGUUGCUAAUGGUCCAUCAAUGACGCAGCUGCCUAUUCCCAAUGAUCAGCAAAAUCAACCCCAUCAGGAUCCAAGCUCUGCAUAUAAUGGUAACUCUCUUGGAGAUCCAGCCUUUGAACCAGCAGAUACUGAGGAUUGGAUGCUACUUCUUGAUCCUAAAUUUGCCGACCUUGGAGUUCUACCACCAUUCCCACCAGAAGAUACUACUAAUCCAUGGCCUUCUUCAUCUGAUGAUCUUCCCUAUACUGAUCCUAUGCCAGAAGACUUCUCCGCGUUUGAGCUUGGAGGCGAUAUAUUAGAAGGAAUGCAUCCCAAUGAACGGCAACAACACCUAAACGGACAGUACCAACCCCAUUGGCAGCAGCAGCAGCAACAAAACCUCCAAGUAGAAGGAAGCAACGGGCUGGCAAAUGGAGAAAUCACUGAUGAACUGUUAUGUAAUAACUUUGACAUAACCCAAUCAAUGCAAAUGGAUACAAUCGUUCACCAGCAACAAGCAGGAGGGGUAAACCCUCACCAUCUUGAGUCUGAAGCUUUGAACAAUCGAGAUAGUGAAGCAACACUAGUAAUGCAGCCCAGUGAACAGCCACAACACCAAAACGGACAUUACCAGCCGCAACAAAACGUCCCAGUAGAAACGGUGCAAUAUGGAGGAAGAAGCAACGGGGUGGUGAAUGGUGAAAGCAGUGACCAACAGUUCUGUAAUAACUUUGACAAAAACCAUUCAAAGAGAAUGUUGUGUACAAGCGUUGUUGAUGAGCAACAAGUAGGAAGAGUCAAACGUCAUCAACCUGAGUCUGAAGCCUUGAACAAUCCUAAUAAUGGUGAUGGGACACAAACAAACCAGCAAAGAUCUCCAGAGGUAAGAGCAACGUCAAGGUCCCUGAAAGAGUGGGGAGCAAUAUGAGAGGGAACAGUAGUGUUCUUCUUCUUGUUUUGUCAAUUGAAUACUCUCCAUUAGAUUUAGAUGAGCUUUCUUCUUCUUCCUGUAA